Populus trichocarpa (black cottonwood) is the source of this 2002-nucleotide messenger RNA. Its product is annotated as NADH dehydrogenase [ubiquinone] flavoprotein 2, mitochondrial. Gene Ontology annotation, biological process: mitochondrial electron transport, NADH to ubiquinone. The transcript is spliced from 11 exons. Bases 105 to 869 code for a protein of 254 amino acids. The record is from RefSeq and is a predicted model, not a curated record. Gene Ontology annotation, molecular function: NADH dehydrogenase activity. NCBI's taxonomy places the organism in Eukaryota, Viridiplantae, Streptophyta, Magnoliopsida, Malpighiales, Salicaceae.
UCGUCUUGUACACACACCUUUAAACAACCCGUUUUCUGGUAAAUAUUCCCCCCACCCCCAACCAAAUCGUCUCCACACUCCACUGAGCUCAGCGUCCUCCGAAAAUGCUAGCUCGUAUCGUAGCCACGCGUCUCCUCGAGAUCCGUCAGUCUCUCCGCUUAACUCCUCAGGCAUCUCGAUCCUUAUCCACUGCAUUGAACUACCACAUUGAUACUGCAGAUAACAAUCCGGACCUUCCCUGGGAGUUUUCGGCCUCGAAUAAAGAAAAGGUUAAAGAAAUAGUAUCUCACUAUCCAUCCAACUACAAGCAAUCAGCAGUUAUUCCUCUGUUAGAUCUUGCGCAGCAACAGCAUGGAGGGUGGCUCCCUGUUUCAGCAAUGAAUGCAGUGGCUAAGGUUAUUGAAGUUGCUCCUAUCCGUGUGUAUGAAGUCGCAACAUUUUACUCAAUGUUCAACAGGUCUCCGGUGGGCAAAUAUCACCUAUUGGUUUGCGGCACAACACCAUGUAUGAUACGAGGUUCACGGGAAAUUGAAGAUGCAUUACUGAAACACUUGGGAGUGAAGCGCAAUGAAGUAACCAAGGAUGGCCUUUUCUCUGUUGGAGAAAUGGAAUGUAUGGGAUGUUGUGUAAAUGCUCCUAUGAUUACAGUGGCCGAUUACUCCAAUGGAUCUGAAGGAUAUACUUACAAUUAUUACGAAGAUGUUACUCCGAAACGAGUUGUUGAGAUAGUUGAGAUGCUAAGAAAGGGGGAGAAGCCACCGCAUGGCACACAAAACCCAAAACGCAUUAAGUGUGGACCAGAAGGUGGAAAUACUACUCUGCAUGGAGAACCAAAACCUCCUCCAUGUCGGGAUCUUGAUUCCUGCUAAAGCUACGGAUAUGGAGAUGCAGAUGACCAUGUUAGGUAUGAAGCGUGGAUGACCAAAAUUCGGAUAUAGAACGAUAGAUAUGAACACAUUUGUAGAAGUUGGAUAUAACGUGCAAGUGGUGGCUCGCUUCAUCCGUCGCAGUUGACCAACCCUCUUCUGGUUUGGGUCAGAGACGGAUGGAUUAUGGUCAACGAAGGAAUUGAGAACUGAACCCGACAAGCUCUGUAACCACAACUCUUUAGUUCCAACGAGGAACGAAUGCUGCUGACUUCAAUCUAUCUUGUUACCAGCCGUGGGUGCGCAUCAGAUUCACACGCAUCGAGUGCGAACACCGUGUGGCGUCGCGGGGAAAAAGACCAACAAACAUCUCAUUUGCCUAAGCAUUAUAUCAUCAUGCUACGCGGAGCUCCGCAAUCUUCUCCCACUUAAAUCGGAGUCCUCUUUAAGAAAUCUGUUUCCUGUCCUCCAAGUACACAUACGUACUUGGGAGUCGGGACAUCCUGAACGAGCAUUUUAUGAUUCCAUUAGAAGAUGCCUUCGUUGGCUCGAGGCCAGCUAGCAAAGUAGCCGGUUUAGGAACAGCAGCCUACCCAAAUCACCCUUUGGAUCUCUCUCUCUCUCUCUCUCUCAAAUGAUUCAAUCACCAUUAAUGAUUUAGGAGGAAAAGAAGUCAAAUGACCUUUUGAAACACCACGCCCGCACCCUCCCUGAACAAAGUAGCACUGCUAUCAUUUUCUGUUGGACUUGAAACACCCAGCAUAUUGAAACAACCAGACAUUAUUCAAUUCUACCUUUGCAUUCCAUUUACGCUGAAUACACUAUUACAAUAAUGAUAUAUUUAUAUAACCCGUCAGUCUUGCCUCUUUUACAAGGUCCCACAACCCACUACGAAAAAUUAGAGCCCCAUUACAAAAGCGCUUCCAUCAUUUUCCACUUCCCCACCACUGAUUCCAAAAGAAGAGCAUAUCGAGUAAGCUUUGAAAAUUCUCCUCUCACUUGGACUUGGCAGGACAACAAGGGCCUGCCUGCAUUUUUUUAGGCAUUGACAUCGAACCCCGUUUGAAAAAAAAAAGGCUGGAAAGAAAAGGCAAAAGCAAGAACUAUGGCAUCUGACUUUGAUUGCAAUUUGAAAC